Messenger RNA from Aspergillus affinis, 1752 nucleotides. RefSeq lists its product as uncharacterized. The record is from RefSeq and is a predicted model, not a curated record. Bases 1 to 1752 code for a protein of 583 amino acids. NCBI's taxonomy places the organism in Eukaryota, Fungi, Ascomycota, Eurotiomycetes, Eurotiales, Aspergillaceae. The transcript has a single exon.
AUGGCCUCCUCUCAUCCAGACAUCUCCCAGACCAGUCCCCGCCGCUCCAACUUCACCGAAACAACCUCCAAACCGAUCAUCGUGAUCGUGAGCCCGACCACCCCAGCAGUCUCAGACAACAGUGACUCGCUAUCAUCCUCUCCAUCCUCCCAGCCGCUUUCCUCUCCACCCCCGGUCCGCCGCUCAUCAUACACCUCCCUACUGGCCAAGAUCGCUCGAGAUGCACACCUCCUAACAGUCACCUCGCUCGACACCCUCGAAGAGAUCCUGGUCCAGUACGGUCCCAGAAUCGCUGGCUUCAUCAUCUCCUCAGCCGCCAUCCUCCAUCCUAUCCACCAUGCACUCGCCAUCCGUUUGGCUGACCUCGCGCACAACAACUCCCAAAGCGAAGAAGGCGAGGAACCAGGGAGAAGAAUCUACACGAUCAUCUUCGCCCUCUCCUUCCCCAGCACUGCCAUCUCCACCCCCAUCCUCUUCCACUCCUUCAUGCGCAACAUCUUCCACCUCCCCUGGCGCCUUAGCGGGAUGACGAACCAAAAAGUCAAAACCAAGCUGCGCGCCUCCGUGCUCCGGAAACUCGGGCAACGGGUCUACCGCGUCAGAUACUGCUUCCGCAGCGUGUUUUUGCGGAAUGUUAAGUUGGCGGAUAAGGUUGUUGUUGCUACGGGGGAGUUUCCAAUUGGGGGGCAGAGGGUUACUUCUUCUACUUCGGCUACUACUGGUAUGGGUAUGGGUGUUGAUGGUGCUUUUUGGGUGAGGGAUGGAAGUGGGGAUUUUGAUGAGAAUUCAGAUGAAGAUGCGACUGGCAUCGAGACGGCGAGUACGGACGAGGAGAUGGAGGAGGAUUGGCAGAGUGAAGAGAGUGAGGGAACUGCUGUGGGGGGUGAUUUUGGGGAUGGGUAUUCGUUUGCCGGGGAGGAGAUGGAGUAUUUUCAGGGCGUUCCUACUGAUCUCGUUGGGGAAGGGGGUGGGGAUGAGUCGAUGCAGAUGGACGAGGACGCCGGAUUCCUGGCUGACGUGGAGGAUAACGAGGUGGAUGUGCUGGAUGUUCAUCCUAUCGUCACUACUACCUUGGUUGUUGGCAACAAUGUCAACAUGAACGACGGUACCCAUCAUGACGACGCCGUCUCCGACAACAGCACCUUCUUCAGCCCAGAUUCUCUCCUCACUCACAGUCCUGCUGCUACCGUCUCCACGCCCGCUACUACAACCAUGGGAUCAUCUUUUGAGGAGGAGGGCGGCGGCGACGAUGAUGACGAUGACGAAGAAGCUGGCGUCGCACUUGCAGGCAUCAUCAUCCCAACCAUCGAAGGAGAAGACUCCGCCUCCGAAACCGAGGACUUGGACCUGGACAUGAACCUCUCCACCGCUCACAUGCACGCACACAUGAUCAACCACAACCACCACCACAACAACCACAACGUCAACAACGCAUCUCUCAACCUCAUCCAAGCAGCUCAUCACGCCCUCACCACCGCCGCGGAUGACUCAGACGACGGAAACCUCACCCCACCACCCCCCCUCCAUCCAACCGACUGGGUCUCUUCCGACGACGAAGGCACCAGCGUGGACCUCUGCUGCGCAGACAGCCCGAUCGUGAUCCACGAGUUUAAGCGGACUGUUGUGCGCGACGGCGUUUCGGAGAAGAUGCCGAGUGGGUACGUCGGGUUCGUGGGCCAUGUGGAUGAUAGUCGGUCGAUGAGUACGUUGAUUCUGGGGAUGUGUGCGGUUCCGAAGUUUGUGGAGAAUUGA